This is a messenger RNA of Paramecium sonneborni, 1083 nucleotides long. The record is from the annotation of a GenBank genome assembly. Lineage: Eukaryota; Ciliophora; Oligohymenophorea; Peniculida; Parameciidae.
AUGGGUAAUAAUUGUGUAUCAGAGAGUGAUUCAUUAAUUAAUGAAAACACUUAAGGUAAUUUCAAUCAAAUAGAUUCAAGACCUGGAAUUUAUGCUAUUGAGCAUUCAACUAAUACUUGUUUAGAAAGUAUUUCAAUAAUGUCUUCUCCAGACUCUGCUUAUCCAAUUACUUAUAAAGACAAUAUGGAUGUGAUUGCUUUUAAAGGUCACAAAUUCGCCAUUUUUGAAAAACAUAGCGUAUAUUAUGGUGAAAUCAAUCAGAAAUUUGAAAAAAAUGGGAAAGGAAAGUUGUACUUAAAAUCUUUAGAUAAAAAUGGAAACUAAAAAUUAGUAAUUAAGAAAGGAAUAUUUAAAAAUGAUAAAUAUUUAGAAUCAGAAUAAACUUCAACAAAAAAUGAAUUAUUAGAUGAAACAAUAGAUUCAAAAAUCACAGAAGCAUAAGAUUCUUAUAAUUCUACAAUAUAGAUUGAACAUUAUAAAUAUAACAAGUUAAUAAAUGAGAAAGAUUUAAAUUCUAUUAAUGACAAAAAUUAAUUAAGACCAAAUAUUGUUAAUGGAUAUAUUCAAUAUUUACAAUAAUUAGAUGAAUAAUUGUAUUGGGAUACUCCUCCUCAUAAAAGAGAAAAAUUUUAGAGAACAAUAAUUUUCUAAAGUAGUUCUCCUCUAGAUAAUUAUGAUGAAUUUAAAUAACUUAUUAAAUAAUUUAGAUUUGUUAAGUUUUGGUUAAUUUAUAAAAAGAUAGGAUUUGUUAUUGAACAUAAUCCAAAUCGUUGGUAUUUUGUAGAAGUUUAACUUACAGAAGAUGAAUUUAAUAUCAUAAUUUAUGAUUCUAUUAAAUGUAGUAAGGUAUUUUAUGAUUAAAUAAAACACUAAUUAUCUCAACUUUUUCAAAAAUUGUUAAAUCAUAGACUUGAAGCAAAAUUAAUAAUAAAAGAUAAUAUUCCUUAAUCUUACAAUACAUAUGAUAGUGCUGUCUAUACUUGUAUUUUUGCUAGAAUGCUUAGAUGCAAUUGUAGAAAUAAAGUGUUAAAUAUGAGUCCUUCUUAAAUGAGAUCGGAUUUAUAAAAACUAUUCCUUAAUUGA